Messenger RNA from Exserohilum turcica Et28A, 966 nucleotides. RefSeq lists its product as uncharacterized. Lineage: Eukaryota; Fungi; Ascomycota; Dothideomycetes; Pleosporales; Pleosporaceae. Bases 1 to 966 code for a protein of 321 amino acids. The record is from RefSeq and is a predicted model, not a curated record. The transcript is spliced from 2 exons.
AUGCGUUUCACUACCAUCACCUCUCUUCUCGUUGCUACCGGUGGCAUUGCUGCUGCCGCGCCCCUUGAGUCGGGCAUUCUUACUGGUGGUCUUCCCGCACCCGUCAAGGCCCGUGACGACGCUCUCACUGGUGGCAGUAUUGGGGGCCUUGUCGACCGCGAUGAUGCCCUUACCGGUGCUGUUGCUACAGGCGGUGCCUUCAAGGCCCGUGACGAUGCUCUUACUGGCGCUGUUGCCACCGGCGGUAUUCGCAAGGCCCGCGGCGCCGGGGUUAGCCUUGAGAUUCUUCGCAGAGAAGACGAUUCACUUGAGUCAGGCGCUCUUACUGGCGCUGUUGCUACCGGGGGUGCCUUCAAGGCCCGUGAUGAUGCGCUCACUGGCGGUAGUGAUGCAGGCAUUGUUGCCCGUGACGACGCUCUCACUGGCGCUGUUGCUACAGGCGGUGCCUUCAAAGCCCGUGAUGAUGCUCUCACUGGCGGUAUUCUUCAAAUCCUUCGCAGAGAAGAUGAUUCACUCGAGUCGGGCGCUCUCACUGGCGCUAUUGCUACCGGAGGUGCCUUCAAGGCCCGUGACGACUCCUCCUGCGCCGUCGCCACAGUAGGAGACUACACAUGGAAGAUCACCAAAUUCAUUGGACGCAAGCCCCAAGGCACCUUCUACAACUACAUUGCCUUCAAUGUUCAGUCUACCAACCCGGGAUCUUCUCUUGAUUUCCGCUGCUCGGUCACUCAGACUCAGCUUCCGGACUCCAAGUUCAUUACUUGUGAUGGCAGCAACACCUUCCAGUUUUCAUUCCAGAAUGAAUACAACGGCUUGAUGCUCAAGUACGGAGAUGCACCUAACGCAAUGGCUGGAACGACUACCGUUCCCGUUGUUUGCCGUGCAGGCGGCAAUGGUGCUCAAGAUCUUGUCUGUGAAGGUGUCCAAGAUACCUACAUGACGCUUGUGAAGUCUCCCUUCCAGUAG